Molecule: messenger RNA, 2355 nt
Organism: Mucor velutinosus
Lineage: Eukaryota; Fungi; Mucoromycota; Mucoromycetes; Mucorales; Mucoraceae
Exons: 3
Coding region: 1-2355 (784 amino acids)
Molecular function (GO): nucleic acid binding; zinc ion binding
Source: RefSeq, a predicted model, not a curated record
AUGCCAGAUUUUUACCGAGUCUGUGGAUCCUCCGACCAUUGUCGUGCAGACUGCCCUGAUCGUCUGAGCUGGUUGAAAUGCUACAACUGCAAUCAAAAAGGACAUGAAUGGAAGCACUGCCCUCGCAAUAAUGAUGCCAAAGGUACCGAAGCUCCCAGCAAAGCUCGAGCUGUUCCUGAAGCUGCCAAGAAGACGAGUCGUGAAAUUCCUCUAAAGGUUAACAACUCGACUACCUCUCCCAUGAUUGUGGGUAAUCCUACACAAUCUCCUGUCGUUGUUCAGGGAAAUUCUGGCUCUCGUCCUGAAGACUUAGGCUCUCCAGCUCCUCCCGAGGAUGCUGAUAUGGACGAAGCCAAUCCUCCUCCUCACCAACAAUUGUCAAUUGACAACCACGUCGGACAAGCUGCACCGAUUAAUGAAGCUGGAUCAACCUCCACCAAACAGUAUAAGAAUCGCUCACAAUCACCGAAGCCACAGGAUCACAUGAAAAUAGCUAAAACCAAUGACUCUAGCGAUGUCACUGCCCGUCGCAACCAACAUAGUCAAGGUCAACCAACUAAUACUGACAAUAUGCAGAGUAUUAAUAUAUCGGGAAGAAAUGAAGGUGAUCUUCACCAUGCUGAAUCUAAUGACAGCAAUAUUCUUCAGGAUGGUAUCGAUGGUGGUUGCUUCAUCCUAGCAAAUAUCAGACUUACUGCAACACCGGAGGAUGACUUAACAACAGGUCCCAUCGUAGUUACAGUUUUAAACAUCUACGGACGAGCUGGAGCCCAUCCCCAGCGCUCAGCAUUUUUCUCUGAAUUGCUCAGUAUUCCCAUCGUCUCAACCACUCUCAACAACGCCUAUCGCUCUCCUACUUUAGUCAUGGGCGAUGUCAACUAUUCCUUUGACACGCACCGACUAGCAGAUGGAUCCUUAGCAAGUGCUCCUACUUCAUGGACUUCACUUCUCAAUGACCAUUACGUCGAUUGCUUCAAGGAUCAAAAACAACCCGCCUGGUCCGUCAACUCCAGCUCAUCUACUAUUGACUAUAUAUUCUGUGACACAAUUUCGCAUCAUAGAGUGAAUGAUGUUGAACAGGUCUUUAUCAGCAGUACGUGGACAGAUCAUGACCUCCUAGGCAUAACUUUCCAAUAUGAUAAUCCUAACCGCCGAGGUCCCGGUGUAUGGAAAGCAAACCCUCUUUUUGCUCAGAGUAAGCAGUUUCGAUCAGAAUUAGCUCAACAUUUACAAUCUAGACAAUCUGACCUUGCUUCUAUUCAAUCCUCCUCAACGCCUCAACAAACAUGGGAUUGGGUCAAAGGGGAUGUCAAAACUUUUAUCAAAUCCUACCAACUCGCCGAUAACAACUGGAGGGCAAAGGAAUUGAAGAGACUACAAAAGAAACGAAAUAUGAUGCUUAGACAGUCCAGAAACCGAGGCCUCUAUUUUCAAGUUUUGGAGACAAUCAACAUUCAGAUUGGAGCCUUGCAGGAAUCAGUAGCCGAAGUACAAGCUUUGAAGGCGGGGAAGAAUUGGCAGGCCCAGAGGAGUAUUAAUGCUCUGCUUGAUCCUAACACCAACACUGUCCAUACCGAUCAACCCAAUAAGCUCAGAAUUGCCCAGGAAUUUUACACAUCUCUAUUCACCCCAGAUGUGGUAGAACCUACAGUUAUUCAAGAAUUGUUGUCGUCCGUCCCUGCCGAACUACGCCUAGAUACUACUGACCAAUCUCUGUUGACAUCUACGGUUGCCUUUGAGGACAUCCUGGAGGUUUUGAAGGAAUCCCCUCGGAAAUCAAGUCCUGGAGCAGAUGGCUUACCAUUUGAAAUCUUGAAUCUUGUGGUCCGCUUUCCACCACUCAGAGAAAUACUCACCCAGGUUUUCAAUGAUGCGUUGGAACAAGCUCUCUUUCCGGAUUCAUGGAACGUUUCUGUUAUGACCUUGCUGAAAAAGAAGGGCGAUUCAAAGAACAUGGGAAAUUAUCGUCCACUUAGUUUGGCCAACUGCGAUUACAAAUGUUUUACCAAAAUUCUCAACCAACGCAUGAUGAUUGUAUCACCCAAAUUGAUCAACUCAAACCAAAUUGGCUUCAUCCCUGGCAAAUACAUAGCUGAAAAUGGUCUUCGCUGUCAAGUACUGAUGGAGGAUGCUGAAUUGAAAUGGAAGCUCGCCAACCAGCAGGGUACAACUUCUACUAUCCAUCGAGACAUUGGGCUGCUCCUUGACCAAGAAAAAGCUUAUGACCGUGUUAAUCUGUCUUACUUUCGGGCUGUCUUGAAUCGCUUUGGAUUUCCAGCGAGUAUUGUUAAUUGUCUCUACAAUCUCAUGGCACACAAACCAAAUCAAGAUCAACAUCAAUGGAUACUUUACUGA